CCUUUUUAACACAUUAUUCUACCCUGAAAUGGGAAUGCUGAAGUGAAGUUCGUCUGUGAAGUGAUGAGGGGAGAUGAGCGAUAAAAAUUCAAUGGCGGCCACCAACAAUGCGUAUGAAGUAGAUCAUACUGACCGAGCUAUAGCAAAUCCAGAAUUUAAUAAGACUGAUUAUCAACUUGAUUAUACCCAUGAUCACGAACACAAUGCUAACAGCAACGAAGUGCAAGAGAACAAAAAAAUUAAAAUUUGGAUUAAAAGAGGACUUCAUUUGAUACUACAAAUUGCCAUCGUCGGCUAUUUCGCAUAUGCCACGUAUCAUUAUCACGAUCUGAAUACGUAUGCUUGCAAUUACGAUGGCACACUGCCGUUAUGUGGCAUACGCUUUUGCACCGGCUAUGGCAUGCUCUUAUUAUUAUUGGGCUUCAUAUACUUGGCCCUGUUUUACUACCUGAUAUUCAAGCCGAAGCUUGGAUUGUUUUUGCAUAAGAACUACUUGCAGCCAGCAGCUGUCAAAUGGCACGAUUUUCUCAGAACACGCGUCGUUUCCAUAGCGUGCAUUGCAAUAUUGCUCCUACUGCUAGCCAUAUAUUUGGUGUUUGAGACAAAAGACAAUCCUCAGAAGCUGGUCUCCUUAGUGGCGCCCUGUUUCUUCAUACUCUGCGGCUAUGUCUUCUCCACGAAACGCAGCGCCAUCAAAUGGCGCAUUGUAAUUACCGGAAUCACCUGUCAGUUUCUGUUGGGCAUCAUUUGCAUACGCUGGGAGGUGGGCCGGCAAAUCUUUGAGUGCUUGGGCAAUAAGGUGUCAACCUUUUUGGACUAUGCUAAAGAUGGUGCCCGAUUCGUGUUUGGCGACUUUCUCGUCGAAGCCGAUGUGUUCGCCUUUGCCAUAUUGCCAGUGAUAUUCUUCUUCAGCUUCUUCAUUUCGGUGCUGUACUAUUUGGGAGCUAUGCAGUGGAUAGUGAUCAAGCUGGGCUGGAUACUCCAGCAAAUAAUGGGCACAACUGUGUGCGAAAGCGUGACAGCUGCUGCCAACAUCUUUCUGGGCAUGUCCGAGAGUCCGCUCUUGAUUAGGCCCUACAUCAGUAAGCUGACCGAAAGCGAAAUCCACACCAUUAUGGUGUCCGGCUUUGCCACCGUCUCCGGCACCGUGCUGGCUGCAUAUUUAUCCUUUGGCGCAUCUGCGGCACAUUUGAUCACAUCCUCUGUAAUGGCAGCGCCAGCCGCGUUGGCCAUCUCCAAGCUGUACAUGCCCGAAACGGAAGAGAGCCAAACGUCUAGCGAUACCAUUCAGCUAGAGAAAUCCGAGAGUGCCUCCCUGCUGGAUGCCGCUUCCAGUGGCGCCUCCAAUGCCGUGCCCAUUAUCCUGGGCAUCAUUGCCAAUAUUGUGGCCUUUGUCGCGUUUAUUGCCUUCCUGAACGGUCUGGUCAGCUGGCUGGGCUUUCUUGUUGGGCACGAAGAGGUGGACUUUGAAUGGAUUUUCUCCAAGAUCUUCAUACCGCUGGCCUGGGCCAUGGGCGUUCCCAAGGACGAUUGUGAUAAUAUAGCCAAAGUGGUGGCCACCAAGACCAUUAUCAAUGAAUUUGUCGCCUACGAGCGUUUGGGCGCACUAAUCAGGGCCAACGAAAUUUCAAGUCGCAGCGCAGGCAUUGCUACCUUUGCCAUCUGUGGCUUUGCUAAUCCCAGCUCUCUGGGCAUUCUCGUUGGCUCCUUGAGUGCAAUGGCACCAAAUCGUCGUGGCACAAUCGCAGCGGUAGCUAUACGUGCCUUUAUUGUGGGCAGCAUUGUCUGCUUCAUAUCAGCCAGUUUUGCAGGCAUCGUCAUACCGGAUGAGGAUGAGAAUACAGUUUACAAUAAAGUGAUGGCGAAAUUGGGACAACAAAACGUGACAACGGUCUAGCAUUAGUUAAUACAUAUAUAUUUAUAAAUUCAUUCAACUAGCAUUUGUUACAUUGCCUAACUCAAUUUUGUUAAUAUUUUCACCUGAAUAGCUUCAAUUUGAAAUGAAAGA
Molecule: messenger RNA, 2008 nt
Organism: Drosophila hydei
Lineage: Eukaryota; Metazoa; Arthropoda; Insecta; Diptera; Drosophilidae
Gene: CNT2
Product: solute carrier family 28 member 3
Exons: 9
Coding region: 74-1897 (607 amino acids)
Biological process (GO): nucleoside transmembrane transport
Cellular component (GO): membrane
Molecular function (GO): nucleoside:sodium symporter activity
Source: RefSeq, a predicted model, not a curated record